This is a messenger RNA of Sorex fumeus (smoky shrew), 3449 nucleotides long. It is a transcript of the gene GIT2, whose product is annotated as GIT ArfGAP 2. The record is from RefSeq and is a predicted model, not a curated record. The coding region runs from base 58 to 2334 and encodes 758 amino acids. Gene Ontology annotation, molecular function: protein binding; GTPase activator activity. NCBI's taxonomy places the organism in Eukaryota, Metazoa, Chordata, Mammalia, Eulipotyphla, Soricidae. The transcript has 20 exons. Gene Ontology annotation, biological process: brain development; regulation of ARF protein signal transduction.
AGCGGAAGCGCCGCCGCCGCCGCCCCGGGACCCCCGUUCCCGGCAGGUGGGGGCGCCAUGUCGAAGCGGCUGCGGAGCAGCGAGGUGUGCGCCGACUGCAGCGGGCCGGAUCCUUCCUGGGCGUCCGUGAACAGGGGGACCUUCCUGUGUGACGAGUGCUGCAGUGUCCAUCGGAGCCUGGGGCGCCACAUCUCUCAAGUCCGGCAUCUCAAACACACGCCAUGGCCUCCAACACUGCUUCAGAUGGUCGAGACCCUGUACAAUAACGGCGCCAAUUCUAUCUGGGAACAUUCGUUGCUGGAUCCCGCCUCCAUCAUGAGUGGAAGACGCAAAGCUAAUCCGCAGGAUAAAGUACACCCUAAUAAAGCAGAAUUCAUCAGAGCCAAGUAUCAGAUGUUAGCGUUCGUCCACCGCUUGCCGUGCAGGGAGGACGACAGCGUGACCGCCAAAGAUCUUAGUAAGCAACUUCAUUCCAGCGUGAGAACCGGGAACCUGGAGACCUGUCUGAGGCUGCUCUCUCUCGGGGCGCAGGCCAACUUCUUCCACCCGGAAAAAGGAAACACCCCGCUCCACGUCGCCUCGAAAGCCGGCCAGAUUCUGCAGGCGGAACUGCUGGCGGUGUACGGAGCCGACCCCGGCACCCAGGACUCCAGUGGGAAAACGCCUGUUGAUUACGCAAGGCAAGGAGGGCACCACGAGCUGGCAGAGCGCCUGGUGGAAAUCCAGUACGAGCUGACCGACAGACUCGCCUUCUAUCUCUGCGGCAGGAAACCAGAUCACAAAAAUGGACAGCACUUUAUAAUACCUCAGAUGGCAGACAGCAGCCUGGAUUUGUCUGAAUUGGCCAAAGCUGCCAAGAAGAAACUUCAGUCUCUGAGCAAUCAUUUGUUCGAAGAGCUCGCCAUGGACGUCUACGACGAGGUUGACCGGCGAGAGACGGACGCAGUCUGGCUGGCCACGCAAAACCACAGCACCCUGGUCACCGAGACAACCGUCGUCCCCUUCCUUCCGGUCAACCCCGAGUACUCAUCCACACGGAACCAGGGCAGACAGAAAUUAGCCCGGUUUAAUGCGCAUGAGUUUGCCACGCUGGUUAUCGACAUACUCAGCGAUGCCAAGCGGAGACAGCAAGGCGGUCCUCUCUCUAGUUCAAAAGACAACGUGGAGCUCAUCCUGAAAACGAUCAGCAGCCAGCACAGUGUUGAGGGCCACGACAACGACCAGCCCGACUACGACAGCGUGGCUUCGGACGAGGACACGGACCCGGAAGCCACCGCCAGCAAGGCCAGCAGGCAGAAGAGCCUAGACUCAGAUUUAUCAGAUGGACCAGUCACUGUGCAGGAGUUUAUGGAGGUCAAACACGCCCUAGUAGCUUCUGAGGCCAAGAUACAGCAGCUCAUGAAGGUGAAUAACAACUUGAGUGACGAGCUGAGAAUUAUGCAGAAAAAGCUGCAAACACUCCAGAGUGAAAAUUCGAACCUCAGGAAACAGGCCUCCACCCAUCUCUAUCAGGUGCAGACGGGGCCUGAGUGCACCGACACUUCGAACCACUCUUCCUUAAAGCGACGUCCCUCCGCCCGGGGCAGCAGGCCCAUGUCCAUGUACGAGACGGGGUCGGGGCAGAAGCCCUUCCUCCCCCUGGGGGAAGUAGACCGCCCGGGAGAGAGCAGGACGAGGCUGCAGCCUUUCCCCGCGCACAUCGGGAGGAGUGCGCUUGUGACCUCCUCUUCGUCUCUGCCUUCCUUCCCCUCCACACUCUCCUGGUCCAGGGACGAGAGCGCCCGAAGGGCGUCCCGGCUGGAGAAGCAGAACAGCACGCCCGAGAGUGACUACGACAACACUCCGCACGACACCGACCCCGAGGACUCAGGGUCCAGCCGGAAGGGACGGCAGAGGAGUCUGAUGUGGCAAGGGGACAGCGCAGUUCCCGAUACGGCAGAACCCCACUUGGCCCCGGGCCCCGUCCCCAGCACCGAGGACGUCAUCCGGAAGACCGAACAGAUCACCAAAAAUAUCCAGGAGCUCCUCAGGGCCGCUCAAGAAAACAAGCAUGACAGCUACAUCCCCUGCUCAGAGAGGAUCCACGUGGCUGUCAGCGAGAUGGCAACGUUGUUCCCUAAAAAAGCCAAAUCCGACCUGGUGAGGACCUCCCUCCGCCUGCUCACGGCCAGUGCCUACCGACUCCAGUCAGAGUGCAAGAAGACCCUCCCCGGGGACUUGGGUCCCCCCGCGGACGUCCAGCUGGUCACGCAGCAGGUCAUCCAGUGUGCGUAUGACAUCGCCAAGGCCGCCAAGCAGCUGGUCACCAUCACCACCAAAGAGAACGCCAACUGACGCGCGCGGACGCGGGCCCCUGCUGUGCGCCCCGCGUGGAGGAACCCCGGGCCAGACGGAAGACACGGAACUCUUGGGUCUUUUCCAGACACGAACGUUGAAUGGAACUUUCAGACUUUUUCAGAGAAAGCUCAGUAUUAUUUUUGCAUGUUUUCUAACAACUUUUCAACUAUCGGUUUAAUCCACUUGCCUUAUUUUGUGCCCGUUUACUUUGCUCCCUGACGUUCUUCUGUUCUGUCGGUGACUGUCGGGUAGGGAUCGGCGCCACACGCAGAACCUCACUGUCGAGAGCUCGCGAGGGCUGCGUCAUCCCGUCAGACUGCCUGCCUGCGGUGGAAGUUAAGAGGGGAUAUUUAGGAAGACGUUUCCGUGAGAGGGCUGGGUGGAAAGAAAUAAUCUCACAAAAGUCAGCGUUAUCUGUUCCCUGCCAAGCGUGUGCAGUGGGCAGAUUUUCCAGCCUCCUGCAAAAUCCCUGGAGUUUGGGGUAUCUCCAAGCAUGUAUGUAGAGAAAAGGACUUUGCCACUUUCUAAAAGUAGUGAACGCUCUCGGGAGGACGCAGUGGGCGCUCUGUUUCUCCGACAGUUGUGUUAAAUGUUCUCUUGUGGAUUUUUGUACCUUGAACCUCUCUGUCUCUCUCUCUCUCUCUGUCCCUCCGUCUCUCUCUGGCCUUCUCUCUCUCGCUUUCACUCUCCUCCUGAAGUUUAAAUUCGCCUGGCAUCAGGCCACUACCCAUCCCCCACGUCACAUCUCCUUGGUCCGCACCCAGUGAGGAGCACCCGCGUGUCACGCCACGUGACCCUGGGCUCUGCCUUACCCCAAGAACCCAGACAUCUCACCCCCAACCCCCAUGAUUCUCUUCCCCACGAGCCAUCAGCGAAUCUGGAGCGCCCGUUCGAGAGUCCAGCCGCAGUCUGCGCGGGGGGACGGGGAUCAGAGCUCCCCCGGACACGGCCCGCUGCAAGCUACCCCAUCCCCUAGCGCUUCUGCACACGGCCUGUUGCUCUCCGCUCAACAUCCCCGGGGGCUUCCCGUAAGAGUCAGACAGCCACCCGAGCUGGGGUCUCCUUGAGACGCCCUCGGGGUGCCCCUGCCCUCCCCAAGCUAGGAAGCAAGA